This is a messenger RNA of Brassica oleracea var. oleracea, 1785 nucleotides long. RefSeq names its product putative BTB/POZ domain-containing protein At5g13600. Gene Ontology annotation, molecular function: protein binding. Bases 21 to 1751 code for a protein of 576 amino acids. The transcript has 4 exons. The record is from RefSeq and is a predicted model, not a curated record. NCBI's taxonomy places the organism in Eukaryota, Viridiplantae, Streptophyta, Magnoliopsida, Brassicales, Brassicaceae.
AAAAAAAAGAGAGAUAGAAGAUGGCGAGCUUUAAAGUGGGUUCCAAAUCUGAAGUCUUUCAUCUAAGUGGUCACACAUGGCUUUGCUCAACUGGUCUUAAACCUGAUGUUAUGAUCCAAGUACAAGACCAAACCUUCCAUCUGCAUAAGUUUCCGUUGCUGUCAAGAAGUGGAUACCUAGAAACUCUCUUCAGCAAAGCCUCUGAGUCAACUUGUGUUGCUCAGCUUCAUGACAUUCCCGGUGGACCAGACACAUUCUUGCUCGUGGCAAAGUUCUGUUACGGUGCAAGAAUUGAGAUCACAGCUGAAAACGUAGUGAGUCUCAGAUGUGCAGCAGAGUAUCUCCAAAUGAGUGAAAACUACGGAGAUGCAAAUCUCAUUUACCUCACAGAGAGUUUCCUCAACGACAACGUUUUCACAAACUGGGAUGAUUCAAUCAAAGCCUUGGAGAGUUGUGAACACAAACUAAUACCUCUAGCUGAAGAGCUUCACAUUGUCACUAGGUGCAUUUCUUCUUUAGCCAUCAAGGCUUCUUAUGCAGAGGAUGCUACUACAUCGUGGAACGGUAUACAAACUAAGUCCACGAGCGGGAACUGGUGGUUCAACGAUGUGUCUUCAUCCCUCGAUAUCUCAAUGUACAAAAGAUUCAUCAAAACUAUUGAAUCCAGAGGCGUGAAAGCGGGUAUAAUAGCAGCAUCUGUCACGCAUUACGCGAAACGGAGCCUUCCUUUACUUGGUAGUUCUAGGCACUGUGGUUCUUCAUAUUCAGAGGAAGGGACUAAUCAUGGUGAUGAUGGCAUUUACUACUCUCAUGAAGACCAAAGAAGUCUCCUAGAAGAGAUAGUGAAGCUACUACCGAGCGAAAAAUGUGUUACAUCGAUAAGAUUCUUGCUCAGGCUUCUUAGAACAUCCAUGGUUCUGCGAGCUAGUGCGGUUACUCAGGAGAAUCUUGAGAGAAAAAUCGGUGUGCAGCUAGAUGAAGCUGCUCUAGAGGAUGUGCUUAUACCAAACAUGGGAAACUCAGCCGAAACACUCUAUGAUAUUGACUCCUUCCAGAGGAUUCUUGAUCACUUCAUGUUAACAUGUGAUUCUUCUUGUUACAAUAACGUUGGGGAGAAACAAAUAAUGGUGGAUGAUCAUUCUCUUAUGCCUAUCACAAAGGUUGCUAGUCUGAUAGAUGGCUACUUAGCAGAGGUGGCUUCUGAUGAGAACUUGAAACUAUCAAAAUUUCAAGCACUUGGUGCUUUAGUCCCUGAAGAUGUGAGGCCAAUGGAUGAUGGUAUCUAUCGUGCAAUUGAUAUAUACAUCAAGGCUCAUCCAUGGCUAACCAAGUCAGAGAGAGAGCAACUGUGUAUGCUGAUGAACUGCCAGAAACUAUCAUUGGAGGCAUCCUCACACGCAGCACAAAACGAGCGUCUACCUUUGCGAGUCAUAGUACAAGUCUUGUUCAUUGAACAGAUGCGGCUUCGGACAUCUAUAUCAGGAUGGUUCUUUGACACGGACAGCAACAAUGACGACACAAGCGGCAAGAGUCAUACACUAGAGGGAGACAGCGGAAAUGCAAAUAUGGUGAUGAAUGAGACGAUGAAGGAACGUGUUUACGAGCUUGAGAAAGAAUGUACGAGCAUGAAGCAAGAUCUUGACAAGCUUGUCAAGACAAAAGAAGGGCGUAGCUUCUUCUCUAAGUUAUUCGGAUUGAGGUCUAAAACUAAGACUUCACCAGGAGAUGAAGACGGUGUAAGGAAAGAGUAACAACUAGUAACGAGAGUUGCAUGGUCAAUAGAGA